Magnolia sinica is the source of this 1079-nucleotide messenger RNA. Its product is annotated as bidirectional sugar transporter SWEET6b-like. Gene Ontology annotation, biological process: carbohydrate transport. The transcript is spliced from 6 exons. The coding region runs from base 150 to 920 and encodes 256 amino acids. The record is from RefSeq and is a predicted model, not a curated record. Gene Ontology annotation, molecular function: sugar transmembrane transporter activity. NCBI's taxonomy places the organism in Eukaryota, Viridiplantae, Streptophyta, Magnoliopsida, Magnoliales, Magnoliaceae. Gene Ontology annotation, cellular component: membrane.
UCAGCUAGCAUCAUAACCAAUAAUCAUUUCCAUCCCAAAAUGGGAUUGUCGUAUUAGAUUAACUUCAUAACUCCUACCUAAACUUCACUCUCUGAGUGCAACUACUGUUUUAUCUUCUUCUUUGAGUUCUCUUUUCAUCUUUGAAGAAAAUGGUUAUUGAAAACGCUGCUCGGAAUGUCGUCGGCAUCAUGGGAAAUAUCACAUGCUUCUGUUUGUUUAUCUCACCCGUGCCGACGUUCUAUAAGAUAUGGAAGAAAAAUGCGACUGAGGAUUUCUCACCUUUACCAUAUAUAGCAGCCGCUCAAAACUGCAUGCUGUGGGUUUUCUACGGCCUUCCUUUCGUGAAGCCCAACAACAUACUCGUGGCCACCGUCAACGGGGUUGGGCUAUUCCUCGAGUUCAUCUAUCUCACAAUCUACUUCAUCUACACCCGCAAAAAGCAAAGAUUGUAUGUGCUCAAGUUCAUGGUUGCCGAGCUGGUGUUAAUGGUCAUCGUUGUUACGGUCACACUCACCUGCACGCACACUCACACGAAGCGGACUCUGAUUGUCGGCAUCUUGGCUUGUAUCUUCAGUGCCUACAUGUAUGCUUCGCCGCUUUCUAUAAUGAGGAUGGUUAUACAGACUCGGAGUGUGAAAUACAUGCCGUUCUAUCUCUCGUUGGCUGGCUUCCUCAACGGUCUUUGUUGGAUGGCUUAUGCUCUCAUAAAAUUGGACCUCUUCAUCGCGGUUCCAAAUGGGCUGGGUGCAUUGCUUGGUGCAGUCCAGUUGAUUUUGUAUGGUUGCUAUUAUAGCUCAACGAUGUGGUAUGAGGAUGAUCAGAAGCCCAAGUCAGAGGUGCAGCUUCAAGCACCAGCGUCUACAGUUGCCCCCGGCGGUGGAUCAUCUGAGUUUCAUUCUAUUGCCAUGUCAUCCAGAUGAUCAUGAUUGGACCGUCCAUCAUCAGUGCACCGCUUUCAUCGCUUUGGAUUGCAUUUGUUACUUUUAGUAGUUUGUUUUUACAUCCGUUCAUUUAGUGGACCUUUCUCUUUGUAAGAAGUAUGAUGUGUGGAUGAUGUUGAAAAUUUUCAAUAAUACCAC